Messenger RNA from Sabethes cyaneus, 2087 nucleotides. RefSeq names its product carboxypeptidase N subunit 2-like. Gene Ontology annotation, cellular component: extracellular matrix. Bases 1 to 1794 code for a protein of 597 amino acids. Gene Ontology annotation, molecular function: protein binding. Lineage: Eukaryota; Metazoa; Arthropoda; Insecta; Diptera; Culicidae. The transcript is spliced from 3 exons. The record is from RefSeq and is a predicted model, not a curated record.
AUGACAGGAUUAGUACGGCCGGCGACCAGCUGUCGGAUUAUCAUCUACUCGACCACGUUGAUAUUGCUGGUGUUUCUCCGACAAGUGUAUUCAUUCUGCCCGUCGAUAUGCACGUGUGAGGUGGACCCGACUGCACGCACGUGGUGUAUCGGAGCUGGCCUGGAUGUGGUCCCAAUUCAGCUUAAUCCGGACGUACGUUACAUCAAUCUGACGGCAAAUCACAUUACCAACGUUCAUUUCACGCUCAGCUUCUAUCACAAGCUCGAGGUGCUAGACAUUUCAUUCAACCGCAUCGACACGCUGGGAUCCAGAAAUUUCGACACCCAGGAGAAUCUAAGAAUUCUAAACCUCAGCGAUAAUGCGCUUGGCAGCAUUCCGAAAGAUGCAUUCAAAGGUCUGAAACGGCUACAGAUCUUAAAGCUGUGCAAUAAUCGGAUAGAAACCAUUCACCCCACAGCGUUCAACGACCUGCGAAACCUCAUCGAGCUUGACUUCGCUAACAAUGCUAUAAUUUCACUUGAUCAUGGAGUUCUUAGGCAUUUGUACUCUCUAGAAAAAAUAUCCUUUCAAAACAAUCAACUAUUGGAGGUGCCGUUCGAACAUAACCUCGAGCACCUUUCGCGGUUGCAGUCGCUGGACUUGUCUGUCAAUCUAAUAGAGUUCAUUGCCAACGACAGCUUUGUGAGCCUUCGGGAAUUACGAGCGCUUCGAAUGGGCGGAAAUGUCCUCACCGAACUGGACUAUGGUGCGUUCCACGGCCUCAACGCUCUCCGAGUGCUGGACCUUGCUGACAAUAACUUUACAGUCGUGCCAACGCUGCAAUUAUCAAAGCUCUGCAAUCUGACAUAUUUAUCGCUGAGUGGCAACAAUUUCGACGCAUUGCCGGCCGUAUCGUUCCUCAAUCUUUUCCAGCUCCGUCAGCUGCACUUGGAUCGGCUGAAUCAUCUUGACAGGAUAGAUGUGAGAGCCUUCGUCGACAACACCAACCUGCACACCUUGACGCUGGACAGCAAUCCAUCAUUCACAAGUCUGCCGCUACGAUUAUUCAGUGGCAACCCGCAUCUGGUAGAAAUUUCCAUGCGCCGUAACGCUCUUGUUCGACUGGAAGCGGUGCAGUUCCCACUGGACCGGCUGCAUCGGUUGCGGUUGGCCGGAAACCCGCUGGUGUGCAACUGCUCUCUGCUCUGGCUUUGGCGACUGGUCAGCGAGGGCGAUACGGAUGAUGAAUUUCUGCUCACCUCGGCAGCGUUAACCAGUGCAGGAGCUACGAUCGAUGAAGAACCUUCGGGGCACCCGCUCGUAAUCGAUCGGGAUGAGUUGGGUUGUGAUCUUUUCGAAAAUGGGCAGAAAAUUCGUCGAACUCUGCGAACGAUGACGGAAUCGGAUAUGAAUUGUCCGACACAUGUAGUCACUGUGAUCAGUGCCGUGUUCAGCAUUCUGCUGGUGAUGGCUACCGCUGCCAGUGUUCUGUACUUUUUCCGGUUGUCUAAAAGGCGAAAAAAGCUGCUGCACGAUGGUAAAGUAGUAAAUGAUUUGAUUGUGCCACAAAAAGUAGACAAACUAGAGCUAGAGCGAUAUUUAGCACAGCAAAGUGCAGCCAGUGAAUAUCGACCACUACGGGGAGGUCCUUGGGAGGUUACACCAAUGCUAAUAGAUGAGCAGUAUCACUAUGGGAACACGAUACAGGAGCCGAGCCACUACGAGAGCUUUGAAUAUUAUCAGCAACGUCCGAGCCGGCAGAAUCACCAGCACAAGCGGACGACCCUUGCCAGGCCGCACAUUGUGUACGUAUGACUCUAGACCGGCCGGAAGAUCCGUAGUAGUAGCAGCAGUAGAAAAUGUUUCGGCAUUUGUAGCACUGGCGAUAGCAAGAGCGUGCGGCCACUUCUCGUUGAUAGCACCGUUUGAGGUUAUGUUUUAUUUUCUUUCUUCCGAGUGAUGAAAGCCAAAUUUCGGGCAUGGAUUACGGUAAGGGAAAUCAAAUCGCUGUAAAAAUUUACAUAAAUAUAAGCACUUCCUCGUCCCACUUUCCUCCGUUCGUAUGUAUUCGUUUGAAAUGUGUAAAUAGGGAAAAGCGAAUAGAGGGA